AUGGUCUCGGCAUCCACUCUCUUGGCAGCCUUGCCGCUUCUAGCUGCCGCCAAUGCUGCUGACACUUUGAACCAGUUCAAAAACCUCGGUUUCCAGGGUUACUACUUCGAUGUGGCUUCCAUCGAAGACUCAUCGUCAACCUGCUGCCUGUUGUCGAAAACGCCAACAACCUUCUCGGGUUCCAACAGUCCGCUUGACGAAGAGCUCUCCGUGCAUUUCCGUGGUCCACUCUCGUUGAGCCAAUUCGCUGUGUACUAUAGCAGUGACCUGAAAAAUGGAAACUGGAACCAGGCUUCGUACUAUAACGCAGCCAACGGCACUGCCAACAACGUCACAUUCCUCACCACUGCAGGUGCAAAUUCAACGUGCUUGGGUAAGGCUUUGACCUAUGCCGACUCCGACGGUGUUUCUGCUGCUUCUCUGGCCACUGUGUUGGGAUCCAAGAACCUCAUCGACUCUAACCAAGAGUAUCUGAUUUUCUCCAGUCAAAAGUGUCCCGACUCUGGUGCUAGCAACUCCUGUGGCGUCUACCGUUCUGGUAUCCCCGCCUACCAUGGCUUCCCUGGUACUACCAAAAUGUUCUUGUUCGAAUUCACCAUGCCCAAUGCAACCACAUGGGUUGAGUGGAACUACAACAUGCCUGCCAUUUGGUUCUUGAACGCUAAGAUCCCUCGUACUUCUCAAUACAACCCAUCCGGCAACUGCUCGUGUUGGGGCUCUGGAUGUGGUGAGUUUGAUGCCUUUGAGGUCAUGAACGGUACCCAGUACAGAAACCUUUUCUCGACCCUUCACACUUACCAAGGCACUGGUAACAUCACCUACGGUAUUCCUGCUGCUGGCUACUUUGACAGAAAGCUCAACGACACCAUGUUGGGUGGUGUUAUUUUCGGCACCGACGGAACCGUCUCUGUUUUCAUGCCUGAGCAGAUGUCUUUCUCUCCCAGCCUCUCUGCCUCUACUGUCAAUUCUUGGAUCCCAACCAACGCCGAGCUGGUAGAGACUCUUUCCAGUGUCACUAUUCUGGCCCCUACUGCAUCUGGUCAAUCAGGUAGCAGCUCCACCAAGAAAUCGGACGGUCUUGCUCUCACCGCUUCCCCAGCCUUGGCCAUGUUGACUAUGGUCAUGGCUUUUUUUAAUAUUUUAUAG
Messenger RNA from Australozyma saopauloensis, 1146 nucleotides. RefSeq names its product Pga52p (gene PGA52). The transcript has a single exon. NCBI's taxonomy places the organism in Eukaryota, Fungi, Ascomycota, Pichiomycetes, Serinales, Metschnikowiaceae. Bases 1 to 1146 code for a protein of 381 amino acids. Gene Ontology annotation, cellular component: fungal-type cell wall. The record is from RefSeq and is a predicted model, not a curated record.